GCACCUGCCGGCCGCGCUGCCCGCGGGCACCGCGCGGACCCUACACCCCGUAUCCCGCUGCGGGCUCGAGAUCCUGCCGCCUCUAGGGAGGAGACCAUGCCGCGCUCCUUCCUGGUGAAAACGCACUCCAGUCACAGGGUCCCCAACUACGGGCAACUGGAGACACGGAGAGAGGCUAAUGGCUCCGGCCCUGCCUGUGAGGAGCCGGUGGGAUCCUGCCACCUUCCAGAUGAGGAGGCCCCUUCCUCUCCUCGUGACCCUCUGCAGCCCUGGGACAGCACGUCUGCCGUCGCCUGCAUCUCUCGGCCUCUUCUGUCACACCCUGGGGAAGCCCUGGGAGCCUCUGGGCCCAAACCCCAGGAAACCGGCUGGGUGGGCCCUCGGGCUGGCCAGGCCCCCAGUGUUCCCCUCAAAGACAGUUUCAAUCUGCCCUCACUGUUGGUGCUGCCCACACGAUGGCCCCCAAUCCUGGGCCCAGAUGGAGCUCUAGAUAAACAGCUAAGGGCCGAGGGAACAUCGCGAGUCCCAGGUAGUUUUGAAUGCAUCCACUGCCACAGGCCCUAUCAUACGCUGGCCGGCCUGGCCAGGCACCAGCAGCUGCACUGCCACCUGUCGGCUGGGCCUGCCUUCACCUGCAGGUACUGCGACAAGGAGUAUGCCAGCCUGGGGGCCCUCAAGAUGCACAUCCGCACCCACACGCUGCCCUGCAUCUGCAAGGUAUGCGGCAAGGCCUUCUCCAGGCCCUGGCUGCUCCAGGGCCACAUCCGCACCCAUACAGGUGAGAAGCCCUAUACUUGUCCUCACUGCAGCAGGGCCUUUGCUGACCGCUCCAACCUGCGGGCUCAUCUGCAGACCCAUGCUGGUACCAAGAAGUACCGUUGUACUGUCUGCUCCAAGGCUUUCUCCCGCAUGUCUCUCUUGGCACGGCAUGAGGAAGCUGGCUGCUGUUCUGGCCCUUAGAGGCACAGCAAGGUGGAGGGACCAAGACUGACUAUAUUCUCAGUGGCUCUGUCAUCCAGGACAACCAGAGGAGGCAGGGCCCAGCCUACUGUUGCCCGUGUCCAGCCAGAACGAAGAAGCCCAGUGGAGCCUUGAGGCAUCUUUCCCACAGGCCUACAUUCAGAGUAGAUGUAUCACCACCAGACUCACCAAAACAAGAACCAACAGUUUCAUGUUCAGCUUGACCUGUCUGCUGGACCUAUUCCAAGAAGGAGAGACUGUUGGGAAGUGGCUAACACUGGACAAAUCCCACCAUGACACCAGUGAGCCUGGCCACCUGGGUCCCUCUGUGUGCAACUUAAAACGAUCAUUUUUACUUGAGGAGAGCACAGUGUCUGUAUAACCUUGGGAAGCACAGCUACCUCUCAGCCAGCCUCACUUGCCUUUGCCCUUGGGUUGGAGACACAUUUUCUCUUACCCCUUAUGUGCACCUGCAUUCGCACACAUGAGCACGCAUAUGUCCUGGCUCCUCCCCCUGAGAUGAGGCAGGGCCAGGGAGGAUUGGGCUGAUGCCAGGUCCUGCCUCAUCUCCAUUGUCCUGCUUGGAGCUGGCCUCAGUGACUGCUUAAUGUCUCAGGAGAGCAGCCGUGAGGUAGUGAAUGAAGAGCCUCCACACUCAGGCCUCCUCUAUUGAGCCUUGAAGUCUGGAGUCUUUACCAGUCCACUUGGAUCUGUGGAGAGGCAGAAUUCUCCAAGGGCAAUGGGAUUUCAGAUAACAUGGGCCUUUCUGGGCACAGAGCAGGCAGGAGACUGAGGGCAUCUUGUGGGAGCAUUUCAGAGCCCUGUGAGGCUGGGGCCUUCACUGGAAAUGGAACCUGAGAGAGAAGCUGCAUGAAGUGGCUUGGCCUGGAAAAUGAAGCUGAGCCUACAACUCACACCAGGGUUAAGGGCCCGUGGAGGAUGCUUGGACAGGACCAAGGCUGAGAACUGGUAGGAAUACUAUAUGCAGCUGAGUAGCAUCCUGAGCAUAGAACAGGGAAGGACUUGCUUCUUCCACUGGAUCUGAUUGACUCUAGUUGGCAUUUGGACAAAGAAAGGAAUCCCACAGAGUCCGCAAGAGAGAAUUCUUGACACCUUCUUAGGUAAGAGGCUAUCGGGCAAUCCACUUCUGGCCCAGAACAAGGGACAUGAGCCAGCAUCCUUUGUUCAGGCUCAGUAACCAAGGCCCAGCUUCUUCUGAGCUUCCAGGAGCCUGCUAGAAAGCCCAUGGGUCAUGCAGGUACCUUUACCUCUGAUUUUGCAGCUGCUUCAGGCCAGGCUCGGUAAUGAGCAUCUGGCUGUGGUUUGCUAGUGUGAGGGGUAGCUCCCUAAGAGGCCUUAGGGACCUCCCAAAGGAAACUUAAUCUAUUUGGAGAAAGUCUCAAACAGUCUCAGUCUAUAACCCACAUUGGCCUUGAGCUCACAGCAGUCCUCCUGCCUCAGCCUCCCAAGUGCUGGGAUUAUAGGGGUGAACACCAUUUCUGGCUUAGGAAUGUUACCUUGAGGUUGGGCUUCUACACCAGGGGCGGCUACAAAUGCAUAAAUACCCCGCCCAGUCUCCCGUGAGAAAGAUGGCUGCAAGCUGACUCCAGCUGGUGGAGGGACACACGAGAUAGACACACUCAUGUCUUCAGACCAAGAGCACUGCCUUCCAGGGGGAUGGGUAGGAACUGGACACGAGGGUAUCCUCUGAAUGGAAAAGCACCCACCAAAAGUUCUGGAGGCCAGAAGUCCCAGCCCAAAGAGACCUUCAGGGCGGAGGUGAAUCUUGUCUUUGGCUUGUAGGAAGAGUUCCUCCGUUUCUGCCUUGGCCAUCACACUGCCCUGUCCUGUGAGUCUCUCCAGAGUGACCUUAUCUUAACAUCUGCGAAGAUCCACUUCAGGUUGCAGUCUAAGGUUCUAGGGGUUAGGAUUUUGACAUGGAUUUGGAAUGGAGGAGUGCUGUUCAGCCCAAACAUCCGAGAACGUGUGUUGACAAGUCACCUUCCCUGUGACUGACCCUCACUCUUAGAGCAAGGCAAAGGGGUCUAAAUGAUCCCUUCUCAAAAAUCCACACAGGACCAUGGGUUAGUCAAUUACCUGAAAUAGCUUCAAAGGUUGGGUAAGAACCCCCCCCCCCGCCUCCUCUUCAUCUCUCUGUCAAAGCAAAAGAAGGAACCUUGUCCCCAAAUGUCUGGCCCUCUGUAAGCAGAGGGGCCCUCGGAGCUCUAACCAACAUGAGCCUGGAUUUCUCACAGGAGCGCUCUUUUAAAAUAGCAUCCAGAUGCCCAGAGGAAGCUAUAUUGUAGAUUGUGUCCUAUUUCUGGUUUCUCAUGUCUAAAUGGGGCUGCCGCACCUGUCGGCAUGAAGCAGGGAAUCUCACAGCCUAAAAUAAAGUGGAAUGUUUUCCCCC
Molecule: messenger RNA, 3370 nt
Organism: Peromyscus leucopus (white-footed mouse)
Lineage: Eukaryota; Metazoa; Chordata; Mammalia; Rodentia; Cricetidae
Gene: Snai3
Product: snail family transcriptional repressor 3
Exons: 3
Coding region: 97-960 (287 amino acids)
Biological process (GO): regulation of DNA-templated transcription
Molecular function (GO): RNA polymerase II cis-regulatory region sequence-specific DNA binding; DNA-binding transcription factor activity, RNA polymerase II-specific
Source: RefSeq, a predicted model, not a curated record